This is a messenger RNA of Saccoglossus kowalevskii, 1683 nucleotides long. RefSeq names its product medium-chain acyl-CoA ligase ACSF2, mitochondrial-like. The record is from RefSeq and is a predicted model, not a curated record. Lineage: Eukaryota; Metazoa; Hemichordata; Enteropneusta; Harrimaniidae.
AUGAGUAGUUAUAGCAAGAGUAAGCUUAAGACAAGUUAUUAUCACAGAGAAUCAACGCAGCCCAUGCUUAGAAAGACUUUUCAUGAAUUGCAAGAUAAAAACGCCAGAUGUUUUCCAGACAGAGAUGCAUUUGUGUUCUGCGAAAGUGGUGUGCGAAUAUCUGUCAAGCAAUUUGUAGAUGAAACCAACCAGCUUGCUUGUGAUUUGGUGAAGCUCGGUCUGAAACCUGGUGAGCGAGUUUGUCUCUGGAUGGGUGAUGGAUACGAGUGGAUGCUAUUGAAUUCAGCUGCUAUUAGAGCCGGUCUAAUCACAAUUGAAUUAGCAGAAUUACAAUCAGCUGAUCGUUUAAGACACAUAAUAAAUAAAACAGAGUGUUCAGUUUUGUUUGUCGGUUUCAGUCAGUACGAUCAAUAUAAGAAAUUAAUACAAGUUACUCCAGAUAUAAAAUCUGCCACAUCAACUUUAUCUUAUGUACCAUCAUUGCGAAACAUUGUAACAUUUGAUGAUGACUGCCCUCUACUCGGAUGCAGCAUCGUUAUGCAUGCUAAACAACUACAAGGGCGUUGCGGAGCAGAAGAAGAUGAGUUCAUACAAACUUUGAAGAACAAAGUCAGUGUUGAUGAUCCUUAUAUAAUAACUUUCAUUUCUGGCAGCACUGGAUACCCCAAACCUGUGGUUCGAACACAAAGAGCCAACAUAGCAAACUUGUAUGCUUCAAAACGCAAUGCUGCAGCCAAUGAUGGAAGCAUAAUAAAGGUUCUAAAGUUAGCAGGCCUUGGUUCAUAUUGUCAUAUAUAUCAAACCAUGCUUCUAACCUGGGGUGCAACUCUGGUUUGGCCCAGACCCACAGAAGACUUUUCUGGUGCAUUGGAAGCCGUCGAGCAAGAACAAUGUAAUUUCGUGGUGUUGUUUCCUCAGUUUUUAUCACAAGCUGUCAAUCAGCAAAAUAUUACUAGCUUUGAUCUUUCAUCCUUGAAAAGAUGUUGGUGCACAGGAAACGUUUUUUCAGAAGGCAACAUUCUAAAUGCAAUUAAAUUACUAUGCCCUAAUACUGUUGUCAUGUAUGGAUCAAAUCAAGUCCAGGAUAUCAGCAUAGGGGAUAUAAUGGAUACAGUGGAAAAUAGAAUUCGUGUGAAAACCCAAGUAAUUCAUAACUGUGAAGUGAAGAUCACGGACACACAUCGAAACAUUGUUCCAGUCAAUACAAGGGGUGAAAUAUGGGUUCGUGGACCGUAUCUAUUCCAGUGUUAUUAUGGUGACAGGGAACGUACAGAGAAAGUUAAAGAUGCAUGCGGUUGGUAUUAUACUGGGGAUCUCGGUCAGAUGGAAGAAGAUGGUCGGUUGGUUAUAUUAGGCAGGAAAGAUGACAUGAUUAUAAAAGGAACACUCAAUGUAUAUCCGGCAGAAAUCACGAAUCAUCUAGGAAACCAUCCAAAAUUGAAAGACGCCCAUGUAGUCCCUGUUCCUGGUGAGAAACUCGUUAAUGAAAUCUGCCUUUGUCUUGUGCUUAAAGAAAAAUCCACUUGUACCAUGGAUGAAAUGCUGGAAUUCCUGGCUGGGAAGGUGUCUCCUUUGAGAAAUCCACGUUACUUUCUAUUUUUUACAAACAUUCCUACAAUGGGUUUGAAGGUAAAUCGAAAAGCUAUUAUAAAGGAAGCGGUCGAACGCCUAGGUCUGUCAUAG